AUGGAAAUAAUCGCGAAAACUACAGAAAAUCCCAACACGAUCACUGAAAUAACAGUAAGAAGAAGAUCAAACGUUAAAAAUUCUCUGAGGGACUGGGAUCAGAAGAUUAACCAGAGGAAGAGGGAAAAGGGAGUGCAGUAUAAAGGCAAAAAGAAACAACCAGAAGGUUGGACAUAUGACCGACCGAGGCCCAGUAGGUUUUUAGCUGAUCCAUGUCACUGCAAGAGGGGAAAGAAGGGGGAAACAAAGUUUAAAUGUUGUACCAUUGGGGAAGAGCGACGGCGAAAGAUUUUUAAUACAUUUUGGAAUAAAAUGUCCUGGCCUGAGAAAAAAAUGUUUGUGAAAGGUUUCGUGAAGAUCGAUAAAGUUAAGAGAAGAUGA
Acanthoscelides obtectus is the source of this 381-nucleotide messenger RNA. The record is from the annotation of a GenBank genome assembly. Lineage: Eukaryota; Metazoa; Arthropoda; Insecta; Coleoptera; Chrysomelidae.